Mirounga angustirostris (Northern elephant seal) is the source of this 1559-nucleotide messenger RNA. RefSeq names its product histone H4. The transcript has a single exon. Gene Ontology annotation, cellular component: nucleosome. Bases 13 to 324 code for a protein of 103 amino acids. Gene Ontology annotation, molecular function: DNA binding; structural constituent of chromatin; protein heterodimerization activity. NCBI's taxonomy places the organism in Eukaryota, Metazoa, Chordata, Mammalia, Carnivora, Phocidae. Gene Ontology annotation, biological process: nucleosome assembly. The record is from RefSeq and is a predicted model, not a curated record.
AGCACCACCACCAUGUCUGGCCGCGGCAAGGGCGGGAAGGGCCUGGGCAAGGGCGGCGCCAAGCGCCACCGCAAGGUGCUGCGCGACAACAUCCAGGGCAUCACCAAGCCCGCCAUCCGGCGGCUGGCCCGGCGCGGCGGCGUCAAGCGCAUCUCCGGCCUCAUCUACGAGGAGACCCGCGGGGUGCUCAAGGUGUUCCUGGAGAACGUGAUCCGGGACGCCGUCACCUACACGGAGCACGCCAAGCGCAAGACGGUCACGGCCAUGGACGUGGUCUACGCGCUCAAGCGCCAGGGCCGCACCCUCUACGGCUUCGGGGGCUGAGUGCAGCGGACCCCGCGUACAUCCAAACACAAAGGCCCUUUUCAGGGCCGCCCACAAAAUCGUUUAAAGGGCUGUGGUGCUUGGUAGAAGGAAAGUUGGGGUAGUGUGAGAUGAUGGUAGGGAUCGUAGAACCCCGGAAGAGUCGGUUCAGAACCGUUUCUGCAGUGAUGUAGUCUAGAUGAGGGAACCUCUGUACCUGAAUGUAUGGAUUUUUCUGUUUUUUUUUAAAACGGUAGAGUGGUGGCAAUGAAAUCCUGACAGAAAUGCGUAUUCUGAACGCCACCGAGAGCAUCCCGACGAGGGUUCUUCGGGGGAAGCACGGCGCCGGAAGCGCCCACGACACUACGCUCUCGGGCCCCACCAGCGCGGCUAUGCAAAUGGCGGUCCUUCGGGGACAAGCUCUGAUUGGAUGAUACUCGGUGUGGUCCCGGAAAAAAUUGCGGAGGGCGGGGUUUCAGCACCAUUUUCCUGUUGGCCAGGAGGUUUGAUAGCUGUCCCCGGAACUGGCGGAAGAACCUUGGUGGGUUAACUUUGUUUUUAACCCGAUGUCUGCCAGGCGCUAAAGAGGCACGAGGAACAAAGGCGCACGGGAUCGCGGGGCCAGUUCUAGACGGAUUGGAGCAGUGCCGGGGACUUGCCUGCUGCCGGGCGGGGGUCUGGGGUCGGUCCACUGCUGGGCGCGGCAGUCGGACGAGGGGCUCACGGCCUUCCCCGCAAGUUCCAACCUGAAAGGGAAGCUGGCCGCCAUGUCCAAGCAAGACACGGGCUGUGGCUGACUAUACAACUUUAAACUUUUAUGUUUAUUCGUUUUCCAUUAUAUAAAAAAAUUGUCAGAGGCCCAGUUACAUAAGUGAGUUUAGAAAGGCUAGGCCCUAGUGAGUUAUCUGUAAUACAAGCUUGUACAUGAAAGAAUGCGUUACAUAGAUUUGCAUUGGGCUUUGUUCAAGGUUGCCCCAAAUACCAAGGCCCAAAAUAAGAUUAACUGUAUGAAUUUAAUAUUUAUGAUAAUCUUUAAGAAUGCUAAAAUCCCAAAUUAAGUGAAAGCUUUAAAACUAAUUUUGCUUAAAAUGAGAAAGAUGCCUUUACUCAGACCCUGAGAAUUUCCUAAGUCGUUUUUGUGAUGUAGUUCAGUUUGGAUCCUAAAAACUUUGUAGCCCCAAUAUCUCCAUGAAGGUUUAGUAUUUUUCAGCCCGUCGAUCACAAUCUGGACAAGCCUAUCCACUCUCUUCAUAAAA